Lindgomyces ingoldianus is the source of this 636-nucleotide messenger RNA. Its product is annotated as Tat binding protein 1-interacting. The transcript is spliced from 5 exons. NCBI's taxonomy places the organism in Eukaryota, Fungi, Ascomycota, Dothideomycetes, Pleosporales, Lindgomycetaceae. Gene Ontology annotation, biological process: meiotic strand invasion involved in reciprocal meiotic recombination; homologous chromosome pairing at meiosis; meiotic joint molecule formation. Gene Ontology annotation, cellular component: DNA recombinase auxiliary factor complex; condensed nuclear chromosome. Gene Ontology annotation, molecular function: recombinase activator activity; double-stranded DNA binding. The coding region runs from base 1 to 636 and encodes 211 amino acids. The record is from RefSeq and is a predicted model, not a curated record.
AUGGCCCCACGCAAAGAGAAAGCAGAGAAAGUAUCUGCAGAUGAAGCAGCUGCUAGCAUUCUUAACUAUCUUCGUAAGUUGCGUCAUCCCCUCCAGGCCACUGAUAUCUCGGCCAAUCUCCACAACAAAGUGACUAAAGCUGCCGCAGCCAAGAUCCUCAAGGACCUCCAUGAGCGCAAUGAGAUCGAAGGACGCGCGGCUGGCAAGCAGAUCGUCUACCACGCUCUCCAGAAUGCAGAUGACGCCAUAGCCCCAGAAGCACUCGCAGCCCUGGACACACAAAUCGUGCACCUCCGCACCAACACCACGACCCUGCUCAGCGCUGCAAAGACCCUGCGCAGCACUCUUUCCUCUCUCAAUUCCUCUCUCACAACUUCGGACCUUAUUUCUUCGGUCUUGGCCCUUCAGACCGAGAAAGCAGAGAUCUUGGUGAGGUUGGAGAAUCUGAGGGCCGGCAAGGCGAAGAAGGUAACGAAGAAGGAAAGGGAGCAGAUUGAGGGGGAAUGGAAGAAGUGGAGCAGCAUGAGCAAGCGAAGGGAGAAGAUUAGCUGUGAGAUGUGGAAGUUGGUGGAGGAUUGCUUGCCUGAAGGAGGGGACAAAGGGGAGGCUAGGGAGAGUCUAGGGCUUGAUGAUUAG